AUGCCAACUCAAUACGGUUACGGAUACGUUAAAGGUGCCAAAGAGAUUACCAAAUUCACCGACUUGCCAAUUCCAGAACCGGGUCCAAGCGAAUUAUUGUUGAAGAUUGAAGCUGCUGGAUUAUGUCUUUCUGACCCUCAUACCAUAAUUGGUGGUCCAAUCGCACCCAAGCCACCAAAACCAAUGCCAACUAAAUUUGUCAUGGGACACGAAAUUGCUGGUAGUGUGUACAAGAUUGGAAAAGAGUUGGCUGAGAAGCCACAAUUUAAAGUUGGUUCACGUUUUGCUUUACAAAUUAGUCAAGCUUGUGGUGCUUGUGCCUCUUGCAGAAGCGGUGAUGAUGGUAACUGUAGUGACAAUAACCAAGCCUAUGGGUUGAAUGAAGAUGGUGGGUUUCAGCAAUAUUUAUUGAUUAGAAACUUGAGAACACUUAUACCAAUUCCUGAUAACGUUUCAUAUGCUGAAGCUGCUGUGUGUACUGAUUCUGUCUUGACUCCAUUCCAUGCCAUUAAAAAAGUUGGUCACAAAAUUAAACCUCAUUCUAAAGUACUUGUUCAAGGAUGUGGUGGGUUGGGCCUCAAUGCCAUUCAAAUUUUGAAACAAUUCAAGUGUCACAUUGUUGCCACUGAUUUGAAAUCCGAUAUUGGAUCAGUUGCUAAAGAAUAUGGUGCUCAUGAAUUUUACACCAAUUUGAAUGAUUCCAAACAUGAGCCAGAAUCAUUUGAUAUUAUUUUUGAUUUUGUUGGUAUGCAAGAAAGCGUUGAUAUUUCCAACAAGUAUAUCAAGAGAAGAGGUACAUUAUCUCAAAUUGGAUUAGGUAGGUAUAAAUUCAAGAUGCCAAACUAUACUUUUGCUUACAGAGAAGUUGAAGUUUUCUACAAUUUUGGUGGAAGUUCGGCUGAAAAUCUUGAAUGUUUGAAUUGGAUUUCCAAAGGAUGGAUUAAACCAAAUGUUCAUUUUGUUGAUUUUGAUAAAUUGCCUCAAGCAAUGCAAGAUUUGUCUAAUAAUAAAGUUAGAGGUAGAGUUGUUUUUAGACCAAAUAAAUUAUAG
This is a messenger RNA of Lodderomyces parapsilosis, 1050 nucleotides long. RefSeq lists its product as uncharacterized. The record is from RefSeq and is a predicted model, not a curated record. The transcript has a single exon. Bases 1 to 1050 code for a protein of 349 amino acids. NCBI's taxonomy places the organism in Eukaryota, Fungi, Ascomycota, Pichiomycetes, Serinales, Debaryomycetaceae. Gene Ontology annotation, molecular function: oxidoreductase activity.